CACGCGUCGACUGCCCUCAUUCUCACUUCCGGUUUCCAGCCCGCGCUUUAGCCGUUGCGUGUGUGGCCAACUAGUGUGUGUCUGGCCGAGAGGCUGACGUCGUGUGUGUUGCGCAGGUUUCUACACACAGUCCCACAUGUCCCGUUCAUCGGUCAUGCCAAGGAUCUACAUCGGACGGCUCAGCCAUCGGGCCCGCGAGAGGGACGUGGAGCGCUUCUUUAAGGGCUUCGGGAAGAUCGUGGAGGUGGAUCUGAAGAAUGGCUACGGAUUUGUGGAAUUUGAAGAUAUUCGUGAUGCUGAUGAUGCCGUGUAUGAAAUGAACGGCAGAGAUCUAUGUGGUGAGCGCGUCAUUGUGGAACAUGCUCGUGCACCACGGAGAGAUUUGCGCAGUGGCUAUGGCUACCGUAAAAGUGGCAGUGACAAGUUUGGACCUCCAGUUCGCACAAUGUAUCGCCUGAGGGUGGAAAACUUAUCUACAAGGUGCAGUUGGCAGGACUUAAAGGACUUUAUGCGGCAGGCAGGGGAAGUUACUUUUGCUGAUGCUCAUCACCGUCGGCCCAAUGAAGGAGUGAUAGAAUUUCGUUCGUUUUCUGACAUGAAGAGAGCAUUAGAAAAACUAGAUGGCAGAGAAGUGAAUGGUCGAAAGAUCCGUCUUGUGGAGGAUAGAGCUGUGUCGUUACCCAAACGCUCUUCUUCUCGCAGCCGCUCAAGGUCACGAUCAUGGAGGAGCAGCAACUCUAGAUCUAGAUCUCGAAGCAGGAGCAGACGACGAGACCAAAGAAGCAGAAGUCGCAGUGGAGACAGAAGCAGAAGCAAAAGUCGUAGCAGAAGUGUAAGCAAGAAAAGAGGACGAAGCCGUAGCUACAGUAGAGACAGAAGCAGAAGUCUGAGCAAGUUACGAAAAAAUAGAGAUAGUAGAAGCCGCAGUACAGAACAAAAGAGGAGCAUAAGUCGAAGUAGGAGCCGUAGCAAGAUGAGGGACAGCAGAAGUAAUGAACCUAGUCCUAAAAAGAGGCGGGAAAGAAAUGGAAGUAAAGAAAGUCCUGUAAAGGUGUCUAGAGAAAGGGAAAGAAGUCUGAGUAAUGAUAGAGAGAGAAGCCACAGCAAGGAAAAGAGGGAUAGUAAGCGACGAAAGGAUAGGAACAGAAGCCGAAGCAAGGAUCGGAGAGACAGAAGUAGGACCAGGGAUAGAAAGAAUAGGAAUAGAAGCCGGAGCAAAGAUAGCAGAGGCAGGAGUCGCAGCAAUGAAAAGGAGAGAAGCAGGAGCCGCAGUGAUAGAUACAGUCACAGCAAAGAGAGAAGCAGAAGUCGCAGCAGAGAAGAAAGGAAAAGAAAGCGUGCAAGUAGUAGAGACAGGAGCCGCAGCAAAGAAAGAAGCAGAAGGAAUGGUAAAAGAAGUCACAGCCGGGAGAGAAAACGUGCCCGUGAAGUACGGAGCAGCAGUGCUGAGCCUUCUAUCAAAAAAGAGGAAGCUGUAGCAUUUACUACAGAAUCAGAUCAAGAAAUAGAGGAAGGUGAGAUUGUUUGCAAUGAGGAUGGUAACCGUGAUCUUGGCAAAACUGCUCCACCUUCACCACCACGUCCUGCUGAAGCUACUUUUUCAGAGGAGAUAGAGGAAGAAGCUCAGUCAGUUGGCUCUCCUUUCAAACUAGAGGAAGAAGCUCAGUCAGUUGGCUCUCCUUUAAAACAAGAGGAAGAAGCUCAGUCAGUUGGCUCUCCUUUUAAACAAGAGGAAGAAGCUUCAUCAGUAAGCUCUCCUCCUAAACAAGAGGAAGAAGCUUCAUCAGUAAGCUCUCCUCCUAAACAAGAGGAAGAAGCUUCAUCGGUAAGCUCUCCUCCUAAACAAGAGGAAGGAGCUUCAUCAGUAACCUCUCCUCCUAAACAAGAGGAAGAAGAUUCAUCAGUAACCUCUCCUCCUAAACAAGAGGAAGAAGAUUCAUCAGUAACCUCUCCUCCUAAACAAGAGGAAGAAGCUUCAUCAAUAAGCUCUCCUCCUAAACAAGAGGAAGAAGCUUCAUCAGUAAGCUCUCCUCCUAAACAAGAGGAAGAAGCUUCAUCAGUUAGCUCUCCUUCUAAACAAGAGAAAGCUGCAUCAGAUAGCUCUCCUUCCAAACAAGAGGAAGAUCCAUCAGAUAACUCUCCUCCCAAACAAGUAGAUCCAUCAGAUAACUCUCCUCCCAAACAAGAGCCAUCAGUUACCUCUUCUCCCAAACAGUCUAGACCAGCCUCCCCUGCAGAGCCUUGACAUUUUUUUUUUCUUGAAUUUCUUUCUUACAGAGUUGCACUCUGCCCCCUAUGUUGAUGUUUUAUAUUUAUUUUGGAAAUUAAAACAUUUUUAAUAUAUAGAACUCCUGGUUUAUAAGAAUUUCCCCAAUAUUUUGUUUUCAGAAGAAAAUUGUUGCUUUAAAGUGAAUCUGUCACUUGAAUUAUGCUUGCUGAACUGACAAAACAGUCUAGCAGGGAUUAGUGUUGCUAUUAAAGGCAUAUAGGUUUAUGUGGAUUUGGUUGCUUUAUUCUGUAUA
This is a messenger RNA of Hyla sarda, 2522 nucleotides long. RefSeq names its product serine/arginine-rich splicing factor 4-like. Gene Ontology annotation, cellular component: cytoplasm; nucleus; ribonucleoprotein complex. The coding region runs from base 137 to 2245 and encodes 702 amino acids. The record is from RefSeq and is a predicted model, not a curated record. Gene Ontology annotation, molecular function: mRNA binding. The transcript is spliced from 6 exons. NCBI's taxonomy places the organism in Eukaryota, Metazoa, Chordata, Amphibia, Anura, Hylidae. Gene Ontology annotation, biological process: alternative mRNA splicing, via spliceosome; mRNA splice site recognition.